Coregonus sp. 'balchen' is the source of this 747-nucleotide messenger RNA. The record is from the annotation of a GenBank genome assembly. NCBI's taxonomy places the organism in Eukaryota, Metazoa, Chordata, Actinopteri, Salmoniformes, Salmonidae.
AUGGUGCCCUUCCUCUCUGUCCCCACAGAUGCCCUGAACACACGGAACAGGCAGGUGAUCUGCACCACGCUGAAGGUGCUGCAGCACCUGGUGGUGUCUGGAGACAUGGUGGGAGAGGACCUGGUGCCUUACUACAGACAGAUCCAACCUAUCCUCAACAUCUUCAAGAACAUGAACAGUGAGUCACCUACAUUAUAGAUCGUUACAGUGUUUCUGGCAGUAUGUUUGAGCGGUAGUGCUGAGCGAUUAGUGCUUUUUAUUAGGUCGGUUCGGUUUCGGUUCGAUUAUUAAAAAAUAAUCAAGGAUUUCAGUUUCAUUUUAUUGAUUUUUUUUACAUUAAAUGCACUAUGCAUUAUGUGGGUUGAAUGCUGUAACAACACUGAAUAAAACAAUUAAAGCUGCAGUAUGUACCUUUUUUGGCAACCUGACCAAAUUCACAUAGAAAUAUGAGUUAUAAAUCUGUCAUUGAAAGCAAGUCUAAGAAGCGGUAGAUCGGUUCUACAAUAUGUGCGCUAUUUCUAUGCUUUCCAUUCUUACGUUUUUGCAUCUUUUACUUUCGGUUUUGUAAAGCAGCUUCAAACAGCUGAAAAUACAAUAUAUUCGGUUAUAGAAAUAUAUAUUUCACAGCAGUUUAGAUGGUACAAUGAUUCUCUACACUAUACUUGGUUAUUCUGAACCCUCGACCCUGCAACACCUUUGUCCUACAUUACCUACAGUGUACACCAGCAGUUCCAGACCUCUUUAUGA